Messenger RNA from Candidula unifasciata, 1428 nucleotides. The record is from the annotation of a GenBank genome assembly. Lineage: Eukaryota; Metazoa; Mollusca; Gastropoda; Stylommatophora; Geomitridae.
AUGGCAACGUCGAGAUGGUUUUCUCUUGUUCAGCCGUUUUAUAAAUUAAGAGUUGUUCAUGGACCAGACCCGCAUGAGUCGCCUCGAUUAACACCGCAGAUGGUUACCUCAAUUCUAAAAAUGAAUGAGAAGUCGACUAGCCACACGGGAGGAAUUGUUAAAGAGGUUCAAGUCAACUACUUGCCGGCAAAUAAACCCAUUGAAGACCGACACAUAGAAGCCAAACUGGCAGGUACGAAUAAAUACCUGUUUGGGGUGUUUGACGGUCAUGCUGGGUGUGCUUGUGCCCAGGCGGUCAAAGAGAGGCUGUUUAAGUACAUCGCCAUAGCCAUGGCCAAGACGGAUCAGCUGAAUCAUCUCUACCAGGAAGGGGCAACAGCUGCAGAUAAACUGGUAGAAUACUUGCAGACAUCAACCGUGGAGAGUGUCAGUUCGGACCUGGCUGGCAUACACUGGCAAAGCAUGCUGCAGUUUAUACAGGACUCUAUGGACAUGUAUUGUAUGGAUACCAAUAUAGAGGAAGCUCUGACAAAUGCAUUCAUGCGCUUGGAUCAGGACAUUUCCACCGAGGCUGGUUUCCACCCUGGCGACGAGGGACUGUCAGCUGACCUUGUGAACAUAGCUUUUUCUGGAGCCGUGGGUUGUGUGGCUUUCAUUGACGGCUUAGAUCUCUACGUGGCCAAUGUGGGAGACAGCCAGGCCAUUAUCGGGAGUCACUCUACCGAGUCAGAAACCUGGCAUGCAUCAUAUCUCAGCCAUAAACACGACGCAGAGAAUCCAGAUGAAGUCAAGCGCCUGUUUGCACGGCAUCCUAAUGAAUCUAAUAAUAUUCUGAGGUAUGGUAGGUUGUUUGGUGAACUGAUGCCGCUUCGAGCUUUCGGUGACGUUCGUUAUAAAUGGCAGAAAAGGGAUCUCUUGCAUCUGAGAAAAAUUGCAGGCCAAAGUUCCAAUUCUUAUUUUAGCAUGUAUAAGGAUUUGAAGUUGCCAGGAAGAUAUCGCACUCCGCCAUACUUGGAUGCCCAGCCGGAGGUUAUUCGCUACCGAUUGUCUCCACGGGACAGGUUUCUUGUCAUAGCCUCAGAUGGUUUAUGGGAUUCGGAUGGCAUGACUGCAGAUAAAGUCGUAUCCUUGGUCGGCCACCACACAGAAGGUCAGCAAGUCUUGACGCAUUUUCGCCCCCCGGAAGGUGCGCUGCUGGGUACUAUCAACGAAACCUUGCGGAAACGGAAACAGAACCUAGCUAAAAGAGCUGUGGACAAAAAUGUGACGACUCACCUACUUCGUCACGCACUCGGCCUGGAACAUGGCCAGAUUUCUGCCCAGUUAGCGUUGCCAGAAAAGCUGGUCCGUGACUAUCGGGAUGAUAUAACAAUUACUGUGGUUUAUUUUGAUCCAGAGUUUAUCAUGGACUACUCACGCAAGCAUUAA